CUGGUACACAACCAAGUGGUACGUCUGCAGCAGUUGCACAGACUGUAGCAUCUUCUUCUUCGGGUCCAGCGGUGGGAGCUACACCACCACAACAACCUGUUCCUCAACAGGGACAGCCGCAGGGUCAAUGGUAUCCUAAGACCCCAAUGAAACCGCCUCUUGCCUUCUCAGAUGAGAGAAAGGACGAAAAGCUCAACACUUGGUUGAGGAUAGUCCCGGUUUGGGUGAAGGCCAAGAGGACCUUGCCGGAGGACGAAGUGGUUACCGUUGCAUCUUACCUCGAGGGCAAGGCAGCCAAAUGGCUAGAUGGAGUAGUUGUAAAGGCCGGGUACGGGCGACGCAUGGCGGACCGGGCUAAGUCUUUAACGUUAGACCAGUUCAUGGAGAUGGUAGAAGCUCGAUGGCAUAAUCCACAGGAGGCACAAAGAGCCACUGAUGCGAUUAACAAGUUGGACCAACGAAAAUUCAAGUCGGUUAGAGAGCUUACGACUACCGUUGAGAGCCUGAUCCUCGUUCCAGGCAUCAACUACAGUGACCAGUUCCUGUUAACUACGUUUGUUAGAUGUCUUCCAGAGAACAUCAAGAACUUGCUGGCCAGUGAGGCACGCGUCGAGUACCAUUCGUUUGAGACAUUGUCGAGGAAAGCCUUAGAUUUGGAGGCCACUCUAGGCAAUGCUCAACCCUCUCAGAGUGACACGAAGAAGAAGAAGAGUCCUCAUGAGUGGAAGAAGAAGGGGGCAAAAUUGAUGAUGGUUGAGUCCGAUGGGACUCAAACGGAAAUCGAUGAGCUCACUGACCUGAUGGACUACUCAGAGUACGACGGUGAGGAGACCGCUGAGGGUAGCACCAUCGCCGCAGUUGUAAAGGCUAAGGCAGGUGGCCUAGGGAAGGGCCAACCAAGAAGUCAAGGGAAGGCCGCCUCCAAUCAGACCAAGCAGGCUGAUAGGGUGAAGGCGGGUCUUGAUCAAGACGUGUGGCGUGACCGCCAAGUGCGUGGCGCUUGUAUCAACUGCGGGGAAUACGGUCACUCGCAGUACAAGUGCCAGAACGCAAAGCACGCUAUGAAUCGGAUCUUUCAUGACCAUUUAAAUAAGUUUGUCGUGGAAUACCUUGACGACAUUCUGAUCUUUAGCAAGUCUGCCGAGGAGCAUGCAAAGCACGUUGAGACUGUACUCUCACUCCUGCGACAGCACAAGUAUAAGGUCAACUUAGAGAAGUGUGAGUUCGGUCACACUAAGAUACUAUACUUGGGUCAUGAAGUAUCCGUGGAAGGGAUUAGGCCGAAGGAUGCGAAGGUGGCUAGUAUUCGAGACUGGCCACGACCUCAGACUGUCACUGAGGUCAGAUCUUUCUUAGGAAUGUGCGGCUACUAUAGGAACUUUGUAAAAAACUAUUCUACUGUCGCCUCUCCUUUGACUGAUCUAACUCGACUUGACACGCCGUGGGACUGGAGUGAUGAGUGCGAGGGUGCUUUCAAGAGAUUGAAGCAUGCACUCAUGAAUCAUGAGGUUCUCAUGGUUUCCGAUCCUCAGAAGCCAAUCAUAGUGACCACUGAAACAAGCCAAUACGACAUUGGCGCAUUGCUGGCUCAACAGGGUGGGAAAAAGUUGAGACCAAUUGAGUAUAUGAGCAAGAAGAUGCCAUCAACGAAGUUGGCAAAGUCCACCUAUGAAAGGGAACUCUAUGCUCUAUAUAAAGCACUUGUGAAUUGGAGACACUUCCUAUUGGGAAGGUUCUUCUACUUGAGGACUGAUCAUCAGAUCCUCAAAUGGAUCAAGACUCAACCGGCUCUUUCUGAUGCCCUCAAGCGAUGGAUUGAGGUUAUAGACCAGUAUGACUUCAAGCUUGAGUAUCUGAAGGGAGAGUAUAAUAAGGUUGCUGAUGCGCUAUCACGUAGAGCAGACUACCUAGGUGCGCUAGUUUCCAACUUUGGCGUAUCUGAUGAAGUAACUCAAUCGUUGGUGGGAGCCUAUCAGGAAGACCCUGUCACGAUGGACAUCAUUCACAAACUUCAAGCAAAAGACAAGGCCACGGAAAGCGAGUUUGUGAUGGUGGACGGGCUCCUCUAUCUUGAUAAGGCCAGUGUUUCCAUGGAUUUCAUGGACACGCUGGUGACUAGUAAGAGUGGCAAGAGGCACAUCUUCGUCAUCAUCAAUCGAUUCACCAAGCACGCUAGACUAGUGGCUAUGCCAGAGACCGCAAGAACUGACUAUGUCAUCAAGUUGUUCAAAGACAACUGGGUGCGUGACUUUGGUUUACCAAAGUCAAUCGUUAGUGAUCGAGAUGUCCGAUUCACAUGCCUAGAGCCUGAGGCAACCAAGGUUGAAGUUAUACGCAAUACACCUCAGCCCGCGAACAUCUGUGAAUUGCGCUCUUUCCUUGGUCUCGCGUCGUACUACCGGAAGUUUGUGCCCUGGUUCUCCAUUGUUGCUCGCCAGUUAUCCCGGUUAACAAGUAAGAAUGUUCCCUACUCUUGGGACACCGCAUGCAAGGACGGCUUUCAAGUUUUGAAAGAAGCUUUGGUGAGUUACCCUGUACUCCGCAUUGCAGAUUCCAAACUGACAUUCGUAGUUACUACGGAUGCAAGCCAGUGUGAAAUUGGUGCAGUGUUGCAACAAGAUGACGACGAUGGCUUGUGACCGCUCGAAUUCUACAGCAAACGCAUGCCCAGCGUAA
Chara braunii is the source of this 2676-nucleotide messenger RNA. NCBI's taxonomy places the organism in Eukaryota, Viridiplantae, Streptophyta, Charophyceae, Charales, Characeae. The record is from the annotation of a GenBank genome assembly.